AUGGAUAGUUUGGCGGCCGCGGAGUAUAUCAGUACUGGCGGUAAUCGCCACAGCGCCGCAUCUGACUGGUCAAGUCACUCCGGCAUCUUGGCUUAUGGCGCAGAUCAGAAUAUCGCUCUCUGGAGACCAAUUGACGAGGACGUCCGCGGGAUCUACGCGCUCUUGAAUGGUCAUGGAGCGAAAGUCACGGCCAUUCGGUUCCUGAAAGAGCCAAACGACCAUGACUUAAGUGAGAUCAUCGUGUCGGGAUCAGCAGAUGGUGAGGUAAGGAUCUGGACAGCAGGGGAGGAAGACCAGUGGUCUUGUACUGCAACGGUCAAGGGGCACGAAGGCGCCGUCAAUUGCAUCGCCACCUCUGUGAACGGAGAACUGUUAGCUACUGGUGGCGCCGACUCUGUCAUCAAACUCUGGCGUUGGCAAGACGGUGGACUCACUCUUGUAAGCGCUACAAAGACUCAACCCCGGUUCAUACCGCUCAGCCUCGCACUCGGCCACUUCCGAGACUCAGCUUCAACCAACUCCGCUUUCCUAGUUGCGGGAGGUACGAGGAACGAUGUAUAUGUCUACGCCCUGAACCACCUCCGUACUCAGCCCGAGGUCAAGCACUGUGCAACCUUGAGCGGUCACGAGGGUUGGAUCAGAUGCCUGUCACUUCGAAGCCUGAAGUCCGGGGCCUAUCUGCUAGCCUCGACAAGUGCGGACAAAUAUGUGCGUUUGUGGAAGUUCAGCUCUGGAGAAGAACAACCCAACGGCAUCGUUCGCGAUAAUGCUGACAUUGCUGUGGACCGAGGCUCACUGACUGCCAAAGUACAAACGGUAUCCGCUGAUGAAAACAGCUUCGCGAUCACUUUCGAGGCAUUGCUUCUUGGUCACGAAGACUGGGUCUACUCCGCAGCCUGGAACCCAAGUCCCGAGUCUGAACAGUUGCUCACAGCCUCAGCGGACGGGUCACUCACUAUCUGGGAGCCAGAUCCAUCGUCCGGGAUCUGGGUCAGUGUCACCAGGCUGGGCGAGAUAAGCGGCCAAAAGGGUGCGACCACAGCGACAGGCUCUGCGGGUGGGUUUUGGAAUGCUCUUUGGUCACCGGAAGGCAAUGCAGUAACCUGCCUGGGACGCACCGGAGGCUGGCGGCUAUGGAUUUUCGAUCUGGGUCAGCAAUAUUGGACGCAAAAGACAGCUGUCACUGGCCACGUAGGCUCGGCCAAUGGUAUCUCCUGGGCUCCGAACGGCUCUUAUCUGCUCUCUACUGGAUCUGACCAGACUACACGCCUCCACGCAGAAUGGCGACGGGGUACAAAACGGACUUGGCACGAGUUCGCGAGACCACAGAUCCAUGGCUACGACUUGAAUUGCGUCUCAAGUACGACUGGGAGUCAAUUUGCCUCUGGUGCCGAUGAGAAGCUAUUACGAGUUUUCGACGAACCUAAGUCAACUGCCAGACUGCUCGAGCGCUUGUGUCGAGUGCAGGAGCCUCAAGAGGAAUCUCUCCCCGAAGUUGCAUCCAUUCCAGUACUCGGUCUGUCCAACAAGGCUAUGGAUGAGGCUGCCGGUAUCGACGAUGCUCCCGAAUCCAACGGCUUUGAUCAAGCACCAGUAGUUGAUAAUAGCGCUUCAUUCGAACAGCUUCAGGAGCCUCCAGCGGAAGAUCUAUUAGCCAGACACACUCUUUGGCCUGAACGCGAGAAGCUGUACGGCCACGGCUAUGAGAUCUCCGAGUCGGCAUCAAAUGGUCACACUCUGGCCACAGCAUGCAAAGCAAGCUCGCUUGAUCACGCAGUGAUCCGACUAUAUGACACAACAACAUGGGAUGAGAUACGGCCGCCGCUGUCUGCGCAUACACUUACAGUGACCCGUCUAGCUUGGUCGCCGGGUCCGGACAGUCUCCUUUUGAGUGUCGGUCGAGAUAGGCAGUGGGCCAUAUUCAAGCAAACGCAAGCCUCGCAGAGUUGGCAGUUACUGCAAUCGAACCCAAAAGCACAUUCAAGGAUGAUUCUCGAUGCUGCCUGGUGCCCUGAAGGGAGCCGGGUUUUCUUCGCAACUGCUGGGAGAGACAAGUCAAUCAAACUAUGGGCUCAAGAGCAGCCGGACAAGGAAUUCGCGUUGUCGCAGACAAUCAGCCGAAAAACAGCGGUCACUGCGGUGGCAAUAACAGCUACUAGUAAGAGCAACGUCGUCUGCCUUGCUGCGGGUGAAGACGACGGGACUAUGUCCGUUCACCUCAUCGAUGCAGGUGAAGGUAUGGCACUGGUUGGAAGCCUGACACUGCCAGCACGCGAUUGUCCAGCAACGACAGUCAAUCGGCUUGCCUGGAGACUUGUUGCACCGAGCCAAGACAAAGAUGGCCCUGGGAUCCCCCUGGCAGUUGCAUCUGCGGACAGCUCGGUGAGGAUUCUUCGUAUAGACGUACAAUGUCUCAUUGACGGCGUACAACCGUGA
Cyphellophora europaea CBS 101466 is the source of this 2436-nucleotide messenger RNA. RefSeq lists its product as uncharacterized. Gene Ontology annotation, molecular function: DNA-binding transcription factor activity; protein binding; sequence-specific DNA binding. Bases 1 to 2436 code for a protein of 811 amino acids. NCBI's taxonomy places the organism in Eukaryota, Fungi, Ascomycota, Eurotiomycetes, Chaetothyriales, Cyphellophoraceae. Gene Ontology annotation, cellular component: elongator holoenzyme complex. Gene Ontology annotation, biological process: regulation of DNA-templated transcription; tRNA wobble uridine modification. The record is from RefSeq and is a predicted model, not a curated record. The transcript has a single exon.